Molecule: messenger RNA, 775 nt
Organism: Pseudo-nitzschia multistriata
Lineage: Eukaryota; Bacillariophyta; Bacillariophyceae; Bacillariales; Bacillariaceae
Source: the annotation of a GenBank genome assembly
CUUUACGGUAGAUUCUGGGCAGUCUCCCCAAAUGACAAGAGCAGUGGCACUCGCCGCAGACUUGUUUUGUGUUCUGGGGGAGCAAACCCAACGAGCACCAACCAGGCUACGGCCAACCGGCAUCACACCACACCGAACCAAGGGCUUGCAGAGCGGAACGGACCCCGGACAACCCGCCACGACCCGGAAUGGAGGAAGCCUCGCGCGAGGAACGAGGCGGGGACGGGGGCGCGAAGAGAUCCCUAGUCCGAAAACGCCCGGUUUCCUUUGGCGUCUCGAGAAACUUUCACGGGAACGUCUACACCCUCUCCGGUGCUGCCGGGGAUGGCAGCAGCGGCACCACCACCACCGCUGCGAGCAAGGAUGCCUUUGCUGAUGCCCGUUUGUCGCUGGGACACCCUGGCGGCCGCGAAAGCACGAGCGGAAACGAAGGAGGCGCGGGCGAUCGGAGGAUGGUAGCCAUGGUCGGGGUUCCACCGGAGCACGUGCCGGAAGGGAUUCUGAGUUUGAUCCGGUCCCACCGUCCCUUUGUGGAACACGUCCGGGUGGUCAUUUCCGACGAUUGCCGCGACGGCGACGACGUGGGAGAGGGCAAGGAAGAAAACACUUUGGGCGGCAACGGCGACAGAACAUACCUCGUUCUGGUGCAAUUGGUGCGCGAGGAAGAUGCCCUUUCGUUUGUAGAAGACCUCGACGGAAAGCCCUACAUUGCGUUUGACGACCGUGACAAGUGUCGGAUAGAACGCGUGGUUCACCUGGAGACCACCACCACAAC